AGACAGAGGGAGGGAGGGAGAGAGAGAGAGUGAGAGAGAAAAUGUCGUGGCAAACGUAUGUGGACGAUCAUCUGAUGUGCGAGAUCGACGGUCAACAUCUGACCGCCGCUGCCAUCAUCGGGCACGACGGAAGCGUCUGGGCGCAGAGUGCGUCCUUUCCAAAGCUUACACCCCAAGAAAUAACUGGUAUUAUGAAUGACUUUGCUGAACCGGGAUCGCUUGCACCCACUGGCUUGUACCUUGGAUCCGCAAAGUAUAUGGUGAUCCAAGGGGAACCCACCGUUGUUAUUCGAGGAAAGAAGGGUUCUGGUGGUGUUACUAUCAAGAAAACCAAUCAGGCUUUGAUCUUCGGCAUCUACGAAGAGCCGAUGGCUCCCGGCCAGUGCAACAUGGUUGUGGAGAGGCUUGGCGAUUAUCUCAUUGAUCAGGGCCUUUAGCUUGGGUAUGCUUCUUUUUGAUGUUUUGUUCUUCAUUUAAAUUUCCUUCUUUGGGCUGUAAUCCUUGACAGGAGCUUUCGUCUCUACAUGGUAUUGGAAUGGUUGCGGUGAAUAAUAUGUAUUUUUGCGGUCAUAGGAGAGCAAACUUGUGUGGGGAAAGCUAUUUGGGUGCUA
Molecule: messenger RNA, 611 nt
Organism: Magnolia sinica
Lineage: Eukaryota; Viridiplantae; Streptophyta; Magnoliopsida; Magnoliales; Magnoliaceae
Product: profilin-1
Exons: 3
Coding region: 42-437 (131 amino acids)
Cellular component (GO): cell cortex
Molecular function (GO): actin monomer binding
Source: RefSeq, a predicted model, not a curated record